GUCGCGUCAGUUAACAUCGACCGCCGCCGCGCCGUCGUUAUCGUUAUCGUUAUCAGCACAGGCUACAGUGACCAGUCGCGAUAAGAGAUAAUGGCUCUCGACACCGCUUGAGUACCGCUGACGUCUUAUCUGUAUCAAUACGGUAACAGAACACUGCCACAGCCUGAGUGAUGUUGUACUCUUGAUUGUGCUUGUAUUAUGGCCGUGUCGAGUCUUGCUUGGCGGGAGUAAUGAAACACAUCGCGGUUUUCGGUGCAACAGGGACGACUGGCUUAUGCGUCGUCAAAUGCGCUCUCGACAAAGGUCUGAAAGUCCGGGCGUUGGUGAGAGACCCGUCCAAACUGCCACCAGAGUACGCAGGAAGGAUAGCAGUUGUGAAAGGAGACGUACUGAACAUUGAAGAUGUUAAGACCACGUUACAAGGACAAGAUGCCGCUAUCGUGGUGUUGGGAACUCGGAACGACCUAGGUCCUACCACUACUAUGUCUGAAGGACUGAAGAAUAUUAUGGCGGUAAUGGAGUCAAUGCGCAUCAAUAUACUGUCAGUCUGCCUAUCAUUGUUCCUGUUCUACGAGAUGGAGAAGGUGCCCUCCGUGUACCGCGAGGUGACGGCCGACCACAGACGCAUGUUCCGAGCCCUGGAGUCCAGUGAUCUACACUGGGUCGCCGUCAACGCCGCCCACAUCACCGACGAUCCUCCUUCCGGUUACACCACUCGACACGGAGAGAGAACACCCGGUACACCAGCGUGUCCAAGCAUGAUCUGGCCAAGUUCCUAGUGGACACCCUCUCCAUGCCGGAACACUUCCAGAAGACAGUCGGGAUCGGCAGCUACCCAAGACGAUAGCCAACUAUCGAUGAUGGCGGUCAUUCAAAACUCAGCUGUGUACUAUAUCGAAUAUUAUUCUACUAGAUGAGAACACUUAAAGUUAUAAAUAUUCAGAACAUAUCUAUAUUAAAUACUAUUUAAAUAUUUUUACAUGAAAAGAUAUAUAUUGUAAUUUUAAAUUAGCUGUUAUACCAUGACAUUGUAUCGGAAUUUUAUGUAAACGAAAUCAUGCGGAUUAGAUUAGCUGAUGGAUUA
Homalodisca vitripennis (glassy-winged sharpshooter) is the source of this 1084-nucleotide messenger RNA. RefSeq names its product flavin reductase (NADPH)-like. The transcript has 4 exons. The record is from RefSeq and is a predicted model, not a curated record. Lineage: Eukaryota; Metazoa; Arthropoda; Insecta; Hemiptera; Cicadellidae. The coding region runs from base 231 to 779 and encodes 182 amino acids.